CAACAUGUAGCCUUGCACUCAGCCUCGCCUAGAGUCUUGUCUCGCUAACGAUAUUCCAUAUUGCAGUGUUUGAUAAAGAGUGUACAAUCUCAAUAAUAUUUUCCUAUUCAUUCUAUAUCUAUAGCCAAAACAUGAGAUGCCUCGGAACUGGGAGUCACUGGCUGAGCCUUCUAGUGAACCCUCACUUCAUCGAUUCGACGGCAAUAUUUCCCGAGGUUUACCCGUCACGACGCGUCAACAUACUCUGUACACCACAUCACGUGUGAUGAUAUCAAAGUCAUCUUGAACAUGGACCACAACUUUCACCAAGGAUAGGUAUACAACUCAACAUAAGGGACUUCAUAUACGGUGCUACGACUUCGUGUCAACCGCCACACGAGCUCCAUCACAAAGCCUCAUGGCUCGCUCACCAACUUCACUAUCAAGACCCACCACGCCUCUUCGUCCAUCAUCUCGAUCAUCCUUCCGCGCUUCCCAACAGCAGUCCUCCAGCAACGCCCUCGCAGGUUCUUACCACGACCACUCAGUGCUCGAUGUCUUGGAACCCCAGUUUGCUGAAUUGGCAGAUUCCAUGGCCGACCUUGAGGCAAAUUUGAUGCACUUGCAGUUAAUGCAUGAAAGUCUAAGUCGCUUCAGCGAGAGCUUUGCCAGCUUCCUUUACGGUUUGAACAUGAACGCAUUUGUGGUGGAUUUCCCAGAGGCCCCAAUCCCCGAGUCGAUUGCCCGCUUUCAGAAGCGACAUCGCAGUGGUCAGGCAACUGGGGCAAUGGAUGCCGACGACUCAGUGCUGGGAAAGUUGGGACGCGCACCACUAGAUCCAGAUGCCACCAUUAUGAUGGCGGGGGACACCAGUUCUGUCAGUUUAAAAGCCACACCUAGAAGAAAUACGAGGAACACUCCCGCUGUCACUCCUGGCACAUCAUCGACCCUCAUGGGCCCGCCUAGGUCGGAGUCGUCCACUCGAGCCAGUGGCAUUGCUAGGGGACGGUCGACAGGAGCAGCACGUGGUAGAGGAGGAAGUGGCUUGCCGAGGGGAAGAGGCAGGGGUGUGAGAUAGGCUAUUAUCAAAGUUUCUAUUCUGAACAAUGCAUGUGAUGCGACCAGGUAAUACGGUAGCCACAAUG
Messenger RNA from Exophiala mesophila, 1124 nucleotides. RefSeq lists its product as uncharacterized. Lineage: Eukaryota; Fungi; Ascomycota; Eurotiomycetes; Chaetothyriales; Herpotrichiellaceae. The transcript is spliced from 2 exons. The record is from RefSeq and is a predicted model, not a curated record. Gene Ontology annotation, biological process: mitotic sister chromatid biorientation. Gene Ontology annotation, cellular component: mitotic spindle pole body; mitotic spindle polar microtubule; mitotic spindle. The coding region runs from base 398 to 1057 and encodes 219 amino acids.